AUGCCAGUCUCGCAGGAUCCUUCCUUCGUCACCCUGCCGCAAGAACUCCGAGACAUGAUAUACGACCUCUGUCUCGUAUACCCCGUAGAGCUCGCAGUCCUUCCCUCGCGUCGGGACAGAGACGACAUCGCUACAGGCAGCGCUCUCAGAUGGCCGUCUGCUCCCUUACUCGCAGUCAGUUCGAUGAUUCGAGCCGAGGCGGCCCACGCUUUCUAUGGCAAGAAUAGAUGGAUGCUAUCUUGCAGAAUACUAACUGACGAGGAGCCGGAGAUUCCGCUACCGGCCCUGUUCUGGUCUCACGUGCGCCACGUGUCGGUUAGGUUCGACUGCGACGUGGUCGAUCCAACAGAGAUGGGGAGGAUAUCUCGAGACCUGUUCACGGGCCAGAACGCCUCUCUCACGGAUGCUGCGCGCGCCACGGCAAUCCAUGAAGAGCGCAAGAAACACCUCGUGGAGAAAAGACCGUAUCGAUUGCAACAGGCUUGA
Messenger RNA from Letharia lupina, 486 nucleotides. RefSeq lists its product as uncharacterized. The transcript is spliced from 2 exons. The record is from RefSeq and is a predicted model, not a curated record. NCBI's taxonomy places the organism in Eukaryota, Fungi, Ascomycota, Lecanoromycetes, Lecanorales, Parmeliaceae. The coding region runs from base 1 to 486 and encodes 161 amino acids.